GCCACAUAUAUAUUUAAUCCUUCUCCUAUCUUGUUUUGUCCUUUAGGAUGUUUAGAAAUGUAAGGUGUGGUCCAUGUGUUAGAUAUUUGCUGCAACAACGCAGAUUCUUCUCUGGGAAAACUCGACAAGUUCCGGGAAUAACCUUAAAAAGUGCUCUAGCAAAUAUAACAGUAUGCAGCUUAAUUGGGGGCGGAGUUUACCUUGCUACAAACUGGAGGAAUAAAGAGCGAGCGAUUGUAAAGGAGGAAAACUAUGGAACCCCUCAAAUAGGUGGUCAUUUCACGCUCGUAGAUCAGAACGGAAAUUUUAAGUCCCUGUCAGACUUUACAGGGAAAUAUGUUCUCAUUUACUUUGGAUUCGCAAAUUGUCCUGAUAUCUGCCCAGAAGAAAUGGAUAAACAAACACAAGUAAUCAAUAUAUUAGACAAAAAGUUUGGUCCAAUCGUGCAACCAAUAUUUAUAUCCGUUGAUCCAAAACGCGAUUCUGUCGACGUAUUGAAAAAGUAUGUUAAAGAAUACCAUCCAAGACUCAUUGCCCUUACUGGAACUCCGGAAAUGAUCCGAGAUGUCACGAAGAAGUUUCGUGUAUACUAUAACCAGGGAAUUACAGCCACAGAUCAAGAUUAUCUAAUUGAUCACUCAAUCAUUCACUACCUAAUGGACAAAAAUGGCGAGUUCGUAGAAUUUUUCGGAAAAAAUGCUAGUGCAAACGAGAUUUCCAAAUCGAUUUCUAAAAUAUUAAAAGCAUAA
Theileria equi strain WA is the source of this 749-nucleotide messenger RNA. Its product is annotated as SCO1/SenC family member protein. The record is from RefSeq and is a predicted model, not a curated record. The coding region runs from base 48 to 749 and encodes 233 amino acids. Gene Ontology annotation, molecular function: copper chaperone activity; copper ion binding. The transcript is spliced from 9 exons. Gene Ontology annotation, biological process: intracellular copper ion homeostasis; mitochondrial respiratory chain complex IV assembly. Lineage: Eukaryota; Apicomplexa; Aconoidasida; Piroplasmida; Theileriidae. Gene Ontology annotation, cellular component: mitochondrial inner membrane.